Callorhinus ursinus (northern fur seal) is the source of this 843-nucleotide messenger RNA. It is a transcript of the gene AMELX, whose product is annotated as amelogenin X-linked. Gene Ontology annotation, molecular function: structural constituent of tooth enamel. The record is from RefSeq and is a predicted model, not a curated record. Lineage: Eukaryota; Metazoa; Chordata; Mammalia; Carnivora; Otariidae. Gene Ontology annotation, biological process: enamel mineralization; multicellular organism development.
AUGAUAUAAAUUGAGCUCUUAGUUGGAAGAAAUCUAAAGGAUCAAGCAUCCCUGAGUUUCAGACAGAAACUUCCUCUGAAUACGCAUACUCAAAGGGCCAUCAAGACAUGGGGACCUGGAUUUUGUUUGCCUGCCUCUUGGGAGCAGCCUUUGCUAUGCCCCUACCACCUCAUCCUGGGCACCCUGGUUAUAUCAACUUCAGCUAUGAGGUGCUUACCCCCCUGAAGUGGUACCAGAACAUGAUAAGGCAUCCGUACCCUUCCUAUGGUUACGAACCCAUGGGUGGAUGGCUGCACCACCAAAUCAUUCCCGUGCUGUCCCAGCAGAAUCCCCCGAAUCACGCCCUGCAGCCUCAUCACCACAUCCCCAUGGUGCCAGCUCAGCAGCCCGUGGUCCCCCAGCAACCAAUGAUGCCAGUUCCUGGCCAACACUCCAUGACUCCAACCCAACACCACCAGCCAAACCUCCCUCUGCCUGCCCAGCAGCCCUUCCAGCCCCAGCCCGUCCAGCCACAGCCUCACCAGCCCAUCCAGCCCCAGCCACCCAUGCACCCCAUCCAGCCCCUGCCGCCACAGCCACCUCUGCCUCCGAUGUUCCCCAUACAGCCCCUGCCCCCCAUGCUUCCUGACCUGCCUCUGGAAGCUUGGCCAGCAACAGACAAGACCAAGCGGGAGGAAGUGGAUUAAGACAUCAGGAAAUGAGAAGAGAACUGAAGUAAAUACUUCAGGUGCUUUUCAGAAUGACACAAGAACACAACGCCUUUCGCCUGCCUUCCCUUCACUUAGUAAAUUCUGUAACUAAAAAUCAGUACCAUUAGCAAACAAUAAAAUGUUUUAAAAAUCA